AAAGAUUGUAAGAGUAUUUUUGUGGUGAAAAAAGAUGAGUUGUUCAACGGGUAUGACAUUAAGUUCAUUGGGAAAUGUUUCGGGUGAUGAGUUGUUAACAGCAUUUUCUUUUGGAGUAGAUGAAGAAAAGCCUAAAGAGGGCCAAAAGUUGCUUCCCAAUGGAAUUUUAAAUGAAGAGGAAGAAGUUAGGGAUCGUCAAAAUGAAACAAAUUAUGUAGAAGGAGAAACAGCAAAAAUUUUGAUUCGGCAUGGUCUUCCUAAAGAUAUUACAUCACGAGAAUUAGCAGCUAUGUUUUUUUUCUCUAAAGGUUAUGUUGAAAGUAAGGUGGUUCAUACGAAUGGGACGGAAGUGGCAGCUAUUGUACAUUUUGAUUCACCUGAGACUGCUAUAUCAGCAAAAGAAUUUUUGAAUGGAAAGGUUUUGGAUAAGUCGGGUUUACCCUUAUCUGUAGAUAUUGUUCCGUUACUUAAACGGACGUCGUCUUCAUCCUCUGUUUCAUCAUAUGUUCAGAAAAACUAUCCUUCUACUACUUUAUCAUCAUCAUCGAAAUCUUCUGGAUCGUCCGUUUCAUCACAUCCACAUCAUCCUCAGACUAGUCGGUUUGCACAAUACUGUAGUAAUUCGAGCAAUUUGAAGAAUAAUGAUUUGACGAAUAGUUUUUAUAGUAUUACAAAUGCAUUUCAUUUACCAAUGAUGGAAAAUGCGACGGAUAAUACGUGGUCGCCAACAUCACCUGGGUUCUCAUAUUCUUCCCUUGAUGUGCUCCCUGCGACGAAUCCCUCAGCAUCGAGUGUUAAUAAUACCAUACCUGAAUCGGUUCAUAAAAAUACAUCUAUUAAUGAAAAUAUGGAAGAAUGGAAAUUCCAGCAGCAAUAUCAACCUGCUGAUAAUGCGAAUGGGUCUCCAUCUCAGCCUCCCGUACCUCGUCUUGCGAAUUCUUUAGUUGUUAAUAUGCAGAAUAUGUCACCAAAUGGUUCAUCUUAUGUAGGAUCGAAUGUUAUAUCACCAAAUCGUCAUAAAUCUGCCGUACAGAACCCUCGAUUUGCGCAUAAUAAUAAUGCAGUGUCUUCUAUUGCUAGUUCAUCUAGUGGGCAUUCUUCUUUGAUGAUGUCUCCUCAGGCAAGUCAUUUUGUGCCGAGUUCUCCGAAUGGUUUUGUAAAUAGCCCUAAAAUUCAACCUCAUGUUGUUGAAUUAAAUGGUAUGCAAAUAACAGACCCUCCAAAUCAUUCUUACUACAUGAAUUCAUCUUUUGGUUAUGGUUUUCCAAAUCAUUUUAGAGGUUCUAUUCCAUUUAGUACAAAUCCUGCAGAUCAAAACCCUCCGUGUAAUACUCUUUAUGUUGGAAAUCUUCCUUUAAGUACAUCUGAAGACGAACUUAGGAAUUUAUUUUCAAGGCAACCCGGAUAUCGUCGAUUAUGUUAUCGUACUAAAUCAAAUGGGCCUAUGUGUUUUGUCGAGUUUGAGGAUGUAGGUUAUGCAAUGAAGGCUUUAGGCUUGUUGCAAGGUGUUUGUUUGUCUAGUUCUGUUAAAGGAGGAAUACGACUGAGUUUUAGUAAAAAUCCUCUUGGCGUUCGAAGUAAUGCAAAUCCAAAUUUAUUAGUUAAUCAUUAUGGUGUGCAUAAUAAUGGUUUUUCACCCUCUAUUCAUACUCAUUCAGGGUUUUCUGUGCCUUCAUGGGCUGGCAUGAAUCAACAAUUACUUGGAAAAUAGAUUUAUCUAAUAAUUUGUAAGGUUUUUUCUAUAACUUUUUUACAGUCGGUUUUC
Messenger RNA from Pneumocystis murina B123, 1765 nucleotides. RefSeq lists its product as hypothetical. Lineage: Eukaryota; Fungi; Ascomycota; Pneumocystomycetes; Pneumocystales; Pneumocystaceae. Bases 35 to 1711 code for a protein of 558 amino acids. Gene Ontology annotation, molecular function: mRNA binding. The transcript has a single exon. The record is from RefSeq and is a predicted model, not a curated record.